AUCGCGUCGAACUACGCGAAUCUUUGAAAUACGCUCGACACGAUGAGGGGGCUUGGACUGGUGUUCGCUCUGGCCCCUUUGGCUCCAAUCGCCGUGUUGUUGGCAAGGGCAGAUUCUUCGAAGCCGUUUCCAGUUCGUUUCAUCAGCGAUGUGGAACGUCGACUAAAAGACCAGUACGGAGUAGCUGCGGAGCUUUCCUACUUCAGGGGAAUGCUGAAGCACUUUUAUGAACUGCCGGACAAUUUAGCACCAGAAGAUGAAAAAGCCGUCGAGACGACGCUGAAAGAGCACAUCGGCUCCGACUUCUACGAUCAAUACAAGUUUAUCCAAACGACGAGUGCUGCUGAUGAGGAUACCGUCAAAGUUAAAAAUUUCAUUAGGAUGUUGAAACAGCAGUUUCAUAAGCUCAGACAAAUCGAAGAUGUCUAUGUAAAGCCGAACUGGAGCCACUUUCAAGAAAUAUCAGCGGCGUCGAAAGCUAUGCCGAUCCAGACCGGGGAUGUGCCGUGUAACAGCGACGCGUCGUGCAAGAGACUGGAGCACCUUGUCAACACCUGCAACUACGCGAGGAAAGGAGCAAUGGUAGCUAGUGGCAUGUUCAACGUUGUCACGCACGUUUUGAAUACAGUGAUGUCUGUUCUAUGCGGCUGUCUGUUUGUGGGACCGGUGCACCUAUGUGUGCUCAAAAACUUCCCGUACACUUGCAAACUGCCGUACCCGGUCUACUCUUCGCUCUUCAUGGCGACAUCUCAAGUCUGGGAGGCAGUGAAGGCGACCACGUCUGUCUGUCGGGUUUACGGAGACCCCGGAUUCAGCAGCCUCGUGUCCUAGCUUCCAAAACAAGAACCGAGAAGAGUUCUGUGCAUGGCCUCAACCAGUCGUUUAGUCACUAGUGGACAGGUGUACCGGCCUGCGCAUUAAUUCAAUGUGUCAGAUUCACCCUAUCCCCGCAUUCGCGGCACGGUCCCGCGAGCCACCUGCCUUGUACAACUUCAUCGUACGAGUGCAAAUGUCAUCUCGCCAACUUCUAUAGCUGGCUUUCCGUCCACGAACGCCUUUCCAGUAGCUUUUGCGAUGCCAAACUUCUCUUUCCAUGCAGUCAACUCGA
Toxoplasma gondii ME49 is the source of this 1108-nucleotide messenger RNA. RefSeq names its product membrane protein, putative. The record is from RefSeq and is a predicted model, not a curated record. The transcript has 15 exons. The coding region runs from base 43 to 831 and encodes 262 amino acids. NCBI's taxonomy places the organism in Eukaryota, Apicomplexa, Conoidasida, Eucoccidiorida, Sarcocystidae.